Molecule: messenger RNA, 2911 nt
Organism: Anolis sagrei ordinatus
Lineage: Eukaryota; Metazoa; Chordata; Lepidosauria; Squamata; Anolidae
Gene: APH1A
Product: aph-1 homolog A, gamma-secretase subunit
Biological process (GO): positive regulation of catalytic activity; protein processing; Notch receptor processing
Cellular component (GO): membrane; endoplasmic reticulum; gamma-secretase complex
Molecular function (GO): protein-macromolecule adaptor activity
Source: RefSeq, a predicted model, not a curated record
CGUGUGAGGCCUUCUUGCGAUGGGGGCGGCGGUGUUCUUCGGCUGCACCUUCAUCGCCUUCGGGCCGGCCUUGGCCCUCUGCCUGCUCACCGUGGCCGGGGACCCCCUCCGCGUCAUCAUCCUCGUGGCCGGGGCCUUUUUCUGGUUGGUUUCUCUCCUCCUGGCCUCUCUGAUCUGGUUCAUUUCGGUGCACCUGAGCGACCGGGAGGACGGGCGGCUGCAACACGGGCUCCUGAUGUUCGGGGCGGCCAUAUCUGUUUUGCUGCAGGAGGCUUUCCGUUUCGCUUACUUCAAACUCCUCAAGAAAGCUGAUGAAGGCUUGGUGACCAUAAGCGAGGAUGGACGGUCUCCCAUCUCCAUCAAGCAGAUGGCAUACGUGUCAGGACUCUCUUUUGGCAUCAUCAGCGGCGUAUUCUCCGUCAUCAACAUCCUUGCGGAUUCCAUCGGGCCGGGGACCGUGGGCAUCUAUGGGGAUUCGCCCCAUUAUUUCAUCACAUCAGCCUUCCUGACCAUGGCCAUCGUUCUGCUGCAUACAUUCUGGGGGACCAUCUUCUUUGACGCCUGUGAGAAGAGGUGCUACUGGAAGCUGGCGCUGGUGGUGGCCAGCCAUUUGAUGACGUCCGGGUUGACGUUCCUCAACCCUUGCUACGAGGCCAGCCUCAUCCCCAUCUUCAUGAUCACGCUCUCCACCGGAGUCUGGGCUUUCUUCACGGCCGGCGGUUCCUUCCGCAGCAUCCUCUCCUGCCUCUCCUGCCGACGGAAAGAGGAGAACCAUGUGAUGGUUUACUCCGCACUACAGCUCCCCAGUGAGAACUGAAGAGUCCCAGGAUCCUCCGAAGGGAACGGGAGUCACCCAAGUGCCUUCUUCUUGCCAAUGGUACACAUCCAUUUCUCUCUUUUCUAUUGCUGUCUUUCCUUUCGGAAGAAAAAGCAACCACUCUUGACGUUUUGUACAUUCCUUUGGGAUUCAGGAUAUAAGCGUCGCUCCAGUCGAGAUGUACCAUUUGGAGUUAUAAUUUUCCCUCGCUUCUUCCGUUCAAGAUGGGGAUUGUUGGUUGGCUUUCAGCUCCUCCUUUUGAGGAUCCGGCACAUUUCGGCGUCGGUUGUGAGAUGUUUCCUGUGGCGAUGUGGCGAGCCUUUUUGGAUUUGUGCCAUUUGUAAACAUCUCUGUGUACGCACGCCCAGACCUUUGGACGUAGAGCUUGCCAAGAUAAACGGAUGAGAGAAAAAUGGGGGCUCGUCCGGGAUCGGAAAGGAAAUCCCUCACUUUGUCCUUCUGAAUGUAAACAAAGGCAGGACUGGAGGAAGAGUUUGGAAUACAUGUUGCAAGCGAGGCUCCCAAGCCACGUUCUUCCUUUCCUGCUUGAACAAAUCCUCCACGGUGUACAUUUAUUGAUAUUUUUAUUGGGUAGGAUCGAAUCGGAACUCAUUAGAUUGUAUUUUUGAAGCCACCGGUUCGAGCGAGUGGACUCGUCUGGCUCCACCACUUAGGAUGUUUGGUCUUAGAUUUUCCAUAUUUUGUUUUGUAUUUUUCCUUCCUCGUUCAGUGCUAAGAAUCACAGCCCUCUUGGAAAAAAUAUAAAGAGUGGAAGAAGGAAACUGAGGCCGUUUUGAGAAAGACCGGAGCCUCCAUGUUCUAGUCAUUCUUGUCCAAGCGGUAGAUCAGGCAUGAGCAGAUGUUUUGAACUUCAACUCCUACAAUUCCUAACAGCCUUAGGCCCUUUCCUUUUCUCCCUCAGCUGCUUAAGUGAAAAAGAUUAAUUUCAACAAUUCAGCAGCAGAUCAGUUGCACAACUUCAGCGCUUUCCAGUAGCUUCUUCCUGCACAGUAUUUUCAGUCAACUGCUCCCACUUGGAACCUUUUACAGACACUUGAGUACAUGCCCGGCCAUUGUCAGUUUUACCAUUGUCUUUCCCCCAGUCUAGGUGAUAUUACAAACUUACCACAGCAUACAGUUAUAUCUUGUCUUAGCAGACAGGUUCUUUUAAUUACAUAUAGCCUUCGACGAACAACAUCACAGCACAAGGAGAGAAUAUACACUGUACAUGACUUCCUUAUAUACAAUUCAUUUACACAUAGCAAUCUCUGAUUGGUUCCCAACUCAUUGACUCAACUCAAACCCAGGAUUACAUCAUUCACAAUCACCUGGACUAGGCCAGAACACAUUCCCCAAAUGAUUCCCUAUAUACAGUUAAUGCAUGACUCAGCAUUUCCAAUAGAAGCCCAUUAGCAGUGCAUGACUCAGCUAUAUUACAUUACAAUACAUUGUAAAACCUGACAUGGGGCCUCAUCUGGGAUUGUACUUCUGAAUGUAAACAAAGGCUUAAGCGGCUGAGGAGGAAAAGGAAAGGAACCGAGGCUGUUAGGAAUUGUGGGAGUUGAAGUCCAAAACACCUGUAGGGACAAAGUUUGCCCAUGCAUAGAUGGUGGCAUUAAUUCCAAAGAAAGGUCCAGGGUCCAAGACAGAUAUUUUUCGACUCUGAUUCCCAGAAUGGUGGCUUUCAAAUGGGGAUGAUUGGUAGUUGCCAGUUGUUUCUAGUAUCUAGUAAUCUAUAUGGACAAUGGUGAGGGAUGUUGGGCAAUGCAGUCCAUCAUCUCUGAUUCCUCACCUCUGGUUUAGAAGAAGGUAGAACCACUUCCACCUGUUUACCUGGGUUGCAUAGCUAAUAUGGCUGAUGGAAGUUGCAGCUCAACGGCAUCCGACGAUCCACAAAGAAAAGACCUUUGUUGAGUGGUUGUUGAUGUAGUUUAUGUUUCUUCUGUGAGACGCGGGGGGCGGCAUUGGAACCCGGUCCUUUGACAAAAAUGCUGGCCCUUUAAGAAAAGUUUCUGACGCCAGAGUCCUGUGAUUCGCAGUCCUUCCCCUUCCCUGAAAAAAUUGUGCAAUGAAUAAAAAGGGCUUUUCUUGUGA